Messenger RNA from Polypterus senegalus (gray bichir), 1636 nucleotides. RefSeq lists its product as uncharacterized. The coding region runs from base 131 to 1324 and encodes 397 amino acids. The record is from RefSeq and is a predicted model, not a curated record. The transcript has 9 exons. Lineage: Eukaryota; Metazoa; Chordata; Cladistia; Polypteriformes; Polypteridae.
CUCACUACAGCUUUAUAAAGGAAAUCCUCCAACAUCGUGUACCUUGUCUCGUUUUAUUUUUCCUUUCUCAAGAGGGACUACUGAGGCUUUGCAGCAUUGCUUAAGUUGCUUAGCAAUCAUCUACAGUAUAAUGGCUCUGGCUCCUCUGAUUCUCCUGGCAGGACUUGUGCUCCUCGGCCAUGCUCGUGAUGACUGCCUUCAAGCUACAAAUGUUGCCCUGCGAGGUAAGGCAACCCUAUCCCAACUGCACGUAGGGGUAUUGGGAGCCAUGUCUACAGCGGUCAAUGCCAUUGAUGGAAACCGUGACUCUGACUAUAAUCACGGCUCCUGUGCUUGCACAAAUGUUCACAACACUCCCUGGUGGCGUGUAGACCUGUUAGCAAAUCAUAAAAUCAACAUGGUGGUCAUCACCAAUCGAGGUGACUGCUGUCCUGAACGGAUCGAUGGAGCGGAGAUCCGCAUUGGUAACUCCCUGGAGAAUGAAGGCAACAACAAUGCCAGAUGUGCGACUAUCACUUCCAUUCCAUCAGGGGUUUCAACAAGCUAUAACUGCCAUGGGAUGGAAGGGCGCUAUGUCAACGUGGUCAUUCCUGGAAAAACCCAGUACCUAACGCUCUGUGAGGUGGAAGUCUAUGGCAUUCCAGUAGAUCAGCACUGUUAUAGGAUUUUUUCAGAAAAACAGUACUAUCUUCAGUUACACAUUGCAUCACUCAUAUCUUGCCCAAGAAUAUCGAUUGCAGCUGGCAGAACUGGACAGCAUUACGUUAAACUGCCCUUAAAGAUGGCUCUGACUCCAGUGCUUGUAAUGGCCGGACUUCUACUCUUGUGUGGUGCUGAAGACAACUGCCCACAAAUUGAAAAUGUGGCUUUGAGAGGCAAGGCCACCCAGUCACAGAUAUUAUCCGGCCAGUUUGGUUUCCUUGGUGAUCCUGGGAAUGCAAUUGACGGAAACCGUAACUCCCACUGCUAUCAAGGGUCCUGCAGCCAUACAGAAUCUCACAACUCCCCCUGGUGGCGGUUAGACCUGCUGGAGAAACACAAAAUCCAUCAGGUGGUCAUCACCAACCGUGGUGACUGCUGUCCUGAAAGGAUUAAUGGAGCUGAGAUUCGCAUUGGUGACUCUUUAGAGAAUGAGGGCAACAACAACCCAAGGUGUGCGACUAUAACGUCUAUUCCAGGUGGCAUUUCAAGCAGCUACAACUGUAAUGGGAUGGAGGGCCGAUAUGUCAAUGUGGUGAUACCAGAAAAAAAAGAAUACCUAACUUUGUGUGAAGUGGAGGUCUAUGCUGUUCCUGUGAAGAACCGCUGCUCAUCAUAUACUUAAAAAUAUGAAAUAAGCAGCUAAAGGCAAAGGUCAUGGAAUCAGAGGCCACUGGCAUUAAUAAGAAAAAUUCCAGUUCAUUAUUCCCACUACUCUAAUCUAAUCGGAUAUAAUGACAGUGGACAGCCACUAGAGGGAAACUGUAAUAAUACACAAUAUUGCUAAGGAACCCAACUCACCACUAACAGAGGUGAGUACACUGUGUAUGACAUGAAUAUCUACUCCUUGUCUCUUUACUUUAAUUCUCUGUUUCCAAUCUUCAUUUUUAAUUAAUGAUACCUUGCAUUUGAAAUUAAAUAAACAUUUGCAAAUUCA